This is a messenger RNA of Siniperca chuatsi (mandarin fish), 1487 nucleotides long. RefSeq names its product integrin-linked kinase-associated serine/threonine phosphatase (gene ilkap). The transcript has 10 exons. Gene Ontology annotation, molecular function: cation binding; protein serine/threonine phosphatase activity. Lineage: Eukaryota; Metazoa; Chordata; Actinopteri; Centrarchiformes; Sinipercidae. The coding region runs from base 289 to 1392 and encodes 367 amino acids. Gene Ontology annotation, biological process: protein dephosphorylation. The record is from RefSeq and is a predicted model, not a curated record.
CCGCGACCGGAAGUGGUCUUCGACGUUGUCGCUAACCGUUAUGCUAGUAGCCGAGAGCUAAGCUAGCCUUCUAGCUGCAGCUAACGGUCAACGUUUCCGCGUUUAAAGUAAAUAAAGUGUAUAAAGGGCGGACUGUUAGAGGAGUUUGACCCGCCAGCCGACUCUGUUAGCUUACACUCAUACACGCUGAGCUGAACAGGCAGGCAGACAGGUAGCUAACUAGCGUUAGCUCGCCCCGGCAGCUAGGUUAGUUAGCUAGGUGGCUAGCACCGGAGCUAACCGAGCGGAAUGGAUCUUUUCGGCGACCUGCCGGAACCCACGCAGACCUCCGGUCCGGUUUCAGCAGCUCGACCGCGGUCCACCAAAGAAGAAGAAGAAGAGGAGGAGGAGGAGGAGGAGGAGAGAUUAAAACGUAAACGAGAAGAUGCCGAGGGUCACGCUGAUAAAAAAGAGGAGGAGGAGGAGGAGGAGGAGCGGGGGAAGAUCAAGAAAGUUUGUAAAGAAGGCCUCCCGGUGCUGAGAGGCUACGUGGCGGCGAGGCGCGGCGAGCGGGAGGAGAUGCAGGACGCUCACGUGCUGCUGCCGGACAUGAGCGUCUGUCUGUCCGCUCUGCCAGGACAAGUGUCUCGUGUUUCGUACUUCGCGGUGUUUGACGGUCACGGAGGAGCUCGAGCCUCUCGAUUCGCCGCGGAGCACCUUCACCAAAUUCUGGCCAAGAAGUUCCCCAGCGGAGAAACGGGGAAUGUGGACAAGCUGAUCAAGAAAUGUCUCCUGGACACUUUCCGUCAGACAGAUGAAGACUUUCUGAAGACAGCGUCCAGCCAGAAACCAGCGUGGAAGGACGGCACCACGGCCACCUGUGUGCUGGUGGUGGACGACACGGUGUACGUGGCCAACCUGGGAGACAGCAGGGCGGUGCUGUGUCGGACGGAGGCGACAGGAGGAGCGGACGGACGGAGGAGGUCGGUGACUCUGGCUCUCAGUAAAGAACACAACCCGACCAUCUACGAGGAGAGGAUGAGGAUCCAGAGAGCAGGAGGCUCCGUCAGGGACGGCAGGGUGCUGGGUGUCCUCGAGGUGUCUCGCUCUAUCGGAGACGGUCAGUACAAACGCUGCGGAGUCAUUUCGUCCCCCGACCUGAGGAGGUGUCAGCUCACAGCCAAUGACAGGUUUAUCAUCCUGGCCUGUGACGGUUUGUUCAAAGUGUUUUCUGCUGAUGAAGCUGUGAAGUUCGUCCUCAGCGUCCUGCAGGAGGGGAGCGUGGAGCAGAGGCCGGGGCUGACGGAGGAGGAGCUGAGGUUUGAAGCUGCUUGCCAGCAGUUGGCCAGCGAGGCGGUGAGGCGGGGCUGUGCCGACAACGUCACUGUGAUCCUGCUUUCUAUUGGCUUCUGAACACACACACACACACACACACACACACACACACACACACACACACACUGGCUGAUCUGUCUCGUCUGUUUUCCAAUAAAACCCCUUUUUCUUUA